CUUGCAAGUUUCCACCUGUUCUGUAUGAGCGCUGCAGCUGCUGCAUGUAAGGUGCAAGGAAUCCACGCCAAAGGGAAAUAAAAGAUUUGAAGAGAGGAUCACCGUGUGUGAUAGAGGGAGGGACUACAAGUGUGUGUGUGUGUGUGUGUGUGUGCGUGCAUAAUAUUCCUUCUUCUUUCUUUCCCGACGGGACUCCACGCUCGGAGCAGGUAGAGCAUCUCUGAAGUCUGACAAGUCUGCAGGCGAACUUCUCACACAGAACGUUCGCAGGCCCAGCUUCUGCUGUCCACAGUGUCCGGGAUGAGUUACUACGUGGAUCCAGUUUCUUCCUAUCCGGCCCUUCACCCCUGUGACCGUCCGGGCGCGAUGAAGCAGAGCGGAGGGGUUGCCAUCGGCCCCCAGUUGCACCUCCCUGCCGUGGUCCACCCUCAGCAGCCACAGUACUACCCUUCACAGCCGCUCUACCCCCAGGAUGUCCCCCUGCAGGAGGUCCCCAAUGGCCACGACAUGUGCCCCACAGAUCCGGAGUGUGGCGAUAUCCCUUUGCUAACUCCCGGAAGCAAAGAGAUGAUGUCCCAAGCUCUGAAGGCCACAUUCAGCGGCUUCACCAAAGAACAACAGCGGCUGGGCAUCCCCAAAGACCCCAGACAGUGGAGCGAAAACCACGUGGCAGCAUGGCUAACGUGGACCGUGAACGAGUUCAGCCUAAAAAACGUGGACUUUGACAAAUUCCGCAUGAACGGCGGCAGCCUGUACGCUAUGGGCAAAGAGCGCUUCCUGGACUUGGCGCCUGACUUCGUGGGCGACAUCCUUUGGGAGCAUUUAGAAAUGCUUCAAAAAGAGGAUACAAAGCAUUACCCCAACAACGGACUGACCUCCAACUUCCAGGAAUCCCGUUAUACCUCAGACUACUUUGUCAGCUACGGCGUCGAGCACGCCCAGUGCGUCCCCCCCUCCGAAUAUUCUGAGCCAAGCUUCAUCACAGAGUCCUACCAGACUCUUCACCCCAUCAGCUCGGAGGAAUUGCUCACGCUCAAGUAUGAGAGCGAGUACCCUGCCGUCAUCCUGCGGGACACACCCCUCAACCCCCUGCAGGGAGACUACUUCUCUGUCAAGCAGGAGGUUGUGUCCCCUGACAACAUGUGUGUGGGUCGGCUGAGCAGAGGUAAACUCGGCGGGCAGGACUCUUUCGAGAGCAUCGAGAGCUUCGAGAGCUGCGACCGGCUGACACAGUCGUGGAGCAGCCAGUCGUCGUUCAGCAGCCUACAGCGGGUGCCGUCGUACGAUAGCUUUGACUCGGAGGACUACCCCACGGCGCUGCACGGCCACAAGCCCAAGGGCACCUUUAAGGACUACGUGAGGGAACGCUCAGACCUCAGCAAGGACAAACCCGUCAUCCCCGCCGCGGCACUUGCCGGAUACACAGGCACGGGGCCGAUCCAGCUGUGGCAGUUUCUGCUGGAGCUGCUGACCGACAAGUCUUGCCAGUCCUUCAUCAGCUGGACAGGCGACGGCUGGGAGUUCAAGCUUUCCGACCCAGAUGAGGUCGCCCGGAGGUGGGGCAAGAGGAAAAACAAGCCCAAGAUGAACUACGAGAAGCUGAGUCGCGGCCUGCGCUAUUACUACGAUAAAAACAUCAUCCACAAGACGUCGGGGAAGCGCUACGUGUACCGCUUUGUCUGUGACUUAAAAAGCCUGCUGGGCUACACCCCCGAGGAGCUGCACGCCAUGCUGGACGUAAAGCCCGACACGGACGAGUGAACGUAGAAAAUCUUAAGCAUCAUGAGACAGUGACGCCACGUGGACUCGUAAAGCGGGGGGA
Molecule: messenger RNA, 1822 nt
Organism: Dunckerocampus dactyliophorus (ringed pipefish)
Lineage: Eukaryota; Metazoa; Chordata; Actinopteri; Syngnathiformes; Syngnathidae
Gene: ets1
Product: v-ets avian erythroblastosis virus E26 oncogene homolog 1
Exons: 10
Coding region: 301-1761 (486 amino acids)
Biological process (GO): regulation of transcription by RNA polymerase II; cell differentiation
Cellular component (GO): nucleus
Molecular function (GO): sequence-specific DNA binding; DNA-binding transcription factor activity, RNA polymerase II-specific
Source: RefSeq, a predicted model, not a curated record